CUGGCAAUUUAGUCGUGGCAAGAUGUUGCCGUGGGUUUUCUUAACGUGUGCCUUGGUCCAGGGCUUGCAUGGACUAAGUGUGCAUUUGCCAGAAGACACGGUACCUGUGUCGUAUGACUUGACAAUAGCGCCGGAUUUUGACAGAGGCAACGGCACUUUCGCCGGCACCGUGGACAUUGUGAUACUGGUAAAAUCGUUUACUUCGGUGAUCGUUUUGAACUCGAAAGAUCUGGACAUCACGUCGAUCCAAGUGACGGAUCGGGAUGACCGACAAGAAAUCAAAGUGAACGAUUGGAUUUAUCUGGUAAAUCCGCAAGAGCAAAUCAGAAUUAAAACCAACACCACGCUAGAGGCCGAGAACAAAUACAAGUUGUCCGUGAAGUUCAACGGAUAUCUCAGAAACGACAUGACCGGUUUUUACAAAAGUUCAUACCUCAUAAACUCCACAAGACAGUGGGUGGCUGCAACACAGUUUAAAGCUACCUACGCGAGAAGCGCAUUUCCUUGCUACGACGAUCCAAGGUUUAAGACCCCAUUUAAUGUAACAGUGGGUAUAAAGGGAAAUCAAAUCGCAUUGUGUAAUAUGCCAGAAUGGUACAAAUCAUACGACGACGAAUACACUUGGGUACACUUUCAAACGACACCGCCCUUAUCGUCGUACUUGGUGGCAUUUGUGGUCGGCGACUUCAGCCACCUCCCUACUAACGCUGCUAAUGUUAAAGUGUACGCACAUCCCGAGUUUGUCGAUCAGACUAAAUACGCUUCAGUGGCAGCGCCGUUGUUGCUCGAAGCCAUGGAAAACUAUACCGGUGUACAAUUUGGAACCCCGAAAAUAGAUUUGAUAGCCAUUCCGAAUGUCCAAUUUAAGGAAACCGGCGGCGGCUUUGGCUUGAACAUCUACCAGGAAAGUUCGGCUCUGGUCGACGAAGCGUCCAACACCCAAGCUAUAGUUUCGGCGACCAAAGUCAUGCAACAUCAGAUAUCGCAUCAAUGGUUUAGCGGUAUGGUAACACCCAACACGUGGGAAGACUUGUGGAUAAACGAAGGGUUCCCCACGUUUUUCUCUUACUUUGUUGCCGCCAAGGUGGAACCCAAUUGGUGUUUAGACGGUUUUUUCGUAGUGUACCAACACCAACCGGCUUUGGAAUACGACCAGGUGCCUAGAGACUCCAUGUCGAGAACAGUAAGCACUCCCGAAGAAAUCAACGGCAUACCCUGGAGGUUGUCGCAUAGCAAAAGCAGUGCAGUCUUGAGAAUGUUACACGAUUACAUCGGAGAGAAUGUGUUUAAGAACGCAUUGUUCCAUUACAUAAGCAAAUACAAGUAUCAAGUAGUGAGCCAACAUGAUUUGUGGAAUGCGUUUGAAAGCGCAUUGGCCGGUGCAAACCAAAGCCUCUUCGAAGAUGAACCACUACACGUUGUCAUGGACUCGUGGACUGAACAAUGCGGUUAUCCAGUGAUCAACGUGGUACAAAACGAAAACUCAUUUGUCGUGACCCAAGAACGGUUUUUGAUUCAACCUCUCGGCACGUCCGACAUUGCAUCGUUCGAGUGCCGCAUUAAAACGGGAAAAUGGUACAUCGGCCUCACCCACACGACGGACAAAAGCCAAAAUUUUUUAAAUCUAAACCCGACCACGUGGCUUAAACCGUCCAUGAACAGAACCGUGAUACCGGCCCCGGACUACUACAAAUGGUUUAUUUUCAAUUUACAAUCAUCCGGAUUUUACAGGGUAAACUACGACAAACCAAACUGGAUGGCACUGAUAAAGCAAUUGAACAGUUCUCCAGAAGCCGUUCACGUGCUGAACAGAGCGCAACUUAUAGACGACGCGUUUAAUCUUGCCAGGGCGGGAAAACUAAGUUACUCGGUGCCUGUGAAAUUGUCCACAUAUCUGGGAAACGAAGACGACGUCAUGCCGUGGUAUUCUGCCAUGAACUGCUUUACAUUCAUUUUGGAACGGAUGAGACCAAGCACCGGAUAUAACAGAAUCAAGGCGUACGUUAGUAAUUUGGCAGAAACCAUUUACAAAAAAGUAGAGAGUUUAGUGACGGUAAAGAAAAAUAAAAAACAAUCGGUUUAUGUCAGCUGGAAUAUAUUUUCUGUGUGGGCUUGCAAAUUAGAUAAUGCGUACUGUAAACAAUCUGUAUUGAAAUAUUUCCAGCUAUGGUUAAGUGGCAAAAGUAUACCGGCUGACAUUAAAGAUGCAGCCUUCUGUAUCGGACUGCAGAACAGUAACACGUCAGAAAAUUGGGAAAAGUUAUUAAACUUGUACAAAACCACCAAAUCAGCGGCAGAAAGGCAGUCUGCAUUAAUGUCCUUAGCGUGCACCGAAGACUCGGAUCUACUCAAAAAGUUUUUAAAUUUUAUAUUUGAUGAUCAAGAACCAAUACGACCUCAAGAUUUUAAGAUGGUUUUUACUUCGGUGGCCACAACACCUCGAGGUUUAAAUAUUUUGAUAGAUUUUCUUCGCGAAAAUGUGAACAAAAUCUAUAACGAGAUGCCAGACGGAUUGAAUAUAGCCAAAGACAUUCUUUCGAUAUUGGCUUCUAAAGUGGCAAUGAAAGAAGAAAUCGAUAAGGUGGGAGAACUAAGAGUUAGCAUAACCGAAUCAUAUUUGCUAAAGACGAUCUUCAGAUCAUUAUGCGAUUAUAUUGUGGACAACCAAAAUUGGUAUGAUAGAUAUUCCGAAUCUAUAAAUAAAAAAUCGAAUCAGUCGCUGCCGGGAUUUGCAACAAAAAUGAUGAUUUCAUACACCCAGAGUUUGUUUUUCAUUUGGGCAGCCAAUAGUUUUUUACUUGGAAAUGCAGGACCCUUUGGGGCUAUGGACGUCUACCGGUUACCGGACCACACGAAACCGGAGUCGUACGCUUUGCGAAUGACGCCCAUGGUAGACCCUGACAACAACAGAUUUAGCUUUUCCGGCCAAGUCGAAAUCGUCAUCGCGGUGAAACUUUACACUUACACUGUAGUGCUGAACUCUGACGAUCUCGACGUGUCGGAUGUUUCCGAAUUUCAAGAUUUGAAAUCCCAACGUUUUGUGCCGGUCAAGAGCUUCGCGUCGGUACAAAGAAAUCAACAGCUUGUGAUCACGCUGCAGACAGCUCUGUUGGCAAAAAGGCGGUAUAGAUUCACGGUCAAAUUCAGCGGAAUCCUCAGGAAUGAUUUCACAGGAUUCCACAGGGAAUCGUACAACACCAAAGACAACGCCAGGUGGAUAGCCGUGACUCGUUUCAAGCCUGCUCACACCAGAAGAGCGUUCCCGUGUUACGACGAACCUAUUUUCAAAUCGACCUUUGCCAUUUCUAUUGCAAGACAACCCGGCCAUUUGGCUCUGUCCAACAUGCCUCUAGAUCUCAGCCAAUUCGACAACGAUACCGGUUUGAUUUGGGACCAUUUCGAGGUUACAAAACCUAUGCCGACACACAUGGUGGCGUUUAUGGUGUCGGAUUUCGAAAAGUCGGUAAACGGAAUGAUAACCAUGUACGCGCGCAAAGAAAUCAUUAGCCAUACGGGUUACAUGGUGGACAAAGCGCCGGAGCUGCUGCGGUUCAUGGAAGAUUACACUCGGAUACCUUACAUGUUACCCAAGUUGGAUAUGGUGAGCGUCCCGAAAACCAACAUCGACAACGUCGAAAACUGGGGCUUGAAUUCCUACGGGGAAUUGCACACGUCACUGUCGAACGAUUCCCAAACGGAAGACAAACUAUUAGGCACGAUGGUCCUACAACGAGAGAUUUCGCGACAAUGGUUUGGUAACUUGGUAACGUGCUCUUGGUGGGACUACGCGUGGUUGAACGAGGGAAUCGGUCAUUAUAUGAAGUAUUACGCCACGUCCAUGAUUGAACCAGAAUGGGAAUUGGAAGGGAUGUUCGUCUCAAAAGUCCAUCAGCGAGCGUUGGCCUGGGACGAAUACGCGGAUUCACACAAGUUGACAGUCGCCGUCCAAGACCCGGAGCAAAUUGAAGACGUUUUCGAUUGUCUGUCGUACAACAAAGGCGCAGCGUUAUUCAGAAUGCUAAAACACACGGUUGGCGACGACCAGUUUCGUGCAUCGCUGAUCGACUACCUCGACAGUUACUCAUACGGCGUAGCGGCACCCCACGAUCUGUGGUCGUCGUUUGAUAACGUCCGAUUUGAUUCCGGAAACGAUUCCGGAAAUGACGUGACGGUCAACGAUACCAUGUACUUGUGGUCCGAACAAGCUGGAUAUCCGUUGAUCACCGUAGUCUCGUCGAACAACUCCGUCGUCAUUAGCCAAAAAAGAUUUUACGCUUCGGAUCCUGAAGAAGUUGACGAUACAAAGUGGUUCGUUGGCUUGACCUUCACGACGGAAAAGGAUCAGCGUUUCGACCAACUCGCACCGACCGUCUGGCUGAAACCAACCCAAGAAAAUGCUGUAAUACCGUUACACAGUGACUCUGGAUGGAUGAUUUUCAACCUACAGUCGACUGGCUACUACAGAGUAAACUAUGACGAGAAUAACUGGAAACUGUUGUUGAUCCAGCUGAUGACGGAUCCCGAAAAAAUACACCCAUUGAAUAGAGCUCAGAUUAUAGACGAUGCUCAUCACCUGGCAAGGGCUAACAUAAUUCCGUAUACUUAUUAUUUUUCAUUGCUCGAAUACCUUAUGAUGGAAGAUCAUGUGGUUCCAUGGAAUUCGGCCGUGAAUGGAUUGGAGUCCACCAUGAACGCAAUGAGGUCGUUUCCCAAUGAGUACAAAAAGCUAAACAGCUAUGCAAUUAAUUUAUCGGGAAUAGCCUUUAAAAAGUUGGAUACCCGAAAAAAUAUCAAUCAAAUUGAUGAUAACUCAAAUAAAUUCGGUUGGCACGUGCUAUCGGCUUGGGCUUGUAAACUUGGAAAUCAAGUUUGUGUGGAAUCAGCGUUAAAAUAUUUCAAUGCGUGGGAAAAUGGACACGAUAUACCGUCGGAGAUGAAAGAAGCUAGUUUUUGUGUUGGAAUUCGAAAAGGAAAUGAAUUCACGUGGACCAAGUUGUUAGAGUUUUACAAAAAAUCUCAAUCUGUAUUCGAUAAAAACGCCGUUUUGAGAGCAUUGUCGUGCACGGAAAAUGAACGUUUAUUAUUGAAGUACAUUGGUUUUGUGUUAAUGAAACCCCGAGAAAUCCACGAUCAUGAAACUGCACUCAAAUCGUUGGUGUCAACCGGUCGAGGAGUGGGUGUAUUGUUGGAGUGCUUUUACCGACUAUUUAAAACAAUCAUAGAGUCAGACAUUAGCCGACAGAUAGCCGUUUCCGCUUACUCGGCUUUAGCUUCUAAAGUGGUGUUGUCUAAUGAAGUCCACUGGAUGGAUAAAAUCAGACGGUCGGCACCCGCGGACAUGAGGGCAUUGUACGAUCAAGAGUAUAGUAAAAUCCAAACAAAUUUGGCCUGGUCGGGACGUGAUGGCGAAAAAAUUGACAAGGCUCUAGGAGGCAGACCAAAUAUUAUAUUGUAUUAGAAUUGUAAUUAUUUUUAAAAACAAUUUUUUAUUUCUUUUGUUGAUCGUGAUCGUUUAUUUUUAAAUAUUUUUUUUUAUCGAAUAUUUUUACCUUGUAUUUUUGUUUUGUUUAAUAAAGUGUAUUGACUUUGAA
Adelges cooleyi (spruce gall adelgid) is the source of this 5591-nucleotide messenger RNA. RefSeq lists its product as uncharacterized. Gene Ontology annotation, molecular function: zinc ion binding; peptide binding; metalloaminopeptidase activity. The coding region runs from base 23 to 5458 and encodes 1811 amino acids. Gene Ontology annotation, cellular component: cytoplasm. The transcript has 24 exons. The record is from RefSeq and is a predicted model, not a curated record. Gene Ontology annotation, biological process: proteolysis; peptide catabolic process. NCBI's taxonomy places the organism in Eukaryota, Metazoa, Arthropoda, Insecta, Hemiptera, Adelgidae.